Opisthorchis viverrini is the source of this 4907-nucleotide messenger RNA. RefSeq lists its product as hypothetical. Gene Ontology annotation, cellular component: nucleus. Gene Ontology annotation, biological process: DNA topological change. The record is from RefSeq and is a predicted model, not a curated record. Lineage: Eukaryota; Metazoa; Platyhelminthes; Trematoda; Opisthorchiida; Opisthorchiidae. The annotation marks the transcript as partial. Gene Ontology annotation, molecular function: DNA binding; zinc ion binding; DNA topoisomerase type I (single strand cut, ATP-independent) activity. The transcript is spliced from 26 exons.
CCGACUUGGCCUUCACGGCGGAGGACAUUCGUCAACUCUUGCACAAGACCAACCCAUUCUGCGCGUUGGGGCCGAUGAGGGAGAUCCAAGGAUCUUGCAGCAAACGUCGUCUACACUGGCAAAUCAUUUAUACCUGGUGCUUCGUCAGCCGCUUGACGAAGGCCGCCUACCCUCUGCUUGGAAGGAAGCGAUUGUCACGCCAAUCUACAAAACUGGCAGCUACAGGCCUAUAAGCCUCACUAGCGUGCCAUGCAAGGUGAUGGAACCCAUUCUGAAGCGAGCUGUCCUAGAUCACCUUACUUCUAGCGACCUGAUAUCUCCAGCUCAACACGGAUUUCUCCCAAACCGUUCUUGCGUGACAAAUAUGCCCGUGUUUAUGGACAGCUUAACCCAAGCCAAGGACCAUGUUCUUGCAAGUCCAUGUCUACUCUUUGCGGACGACUUGAAACCCUGGAUUUUCAAUGCCAGUGCCCUCCAAAUGGAUGUAGACGCUGCAAAGCAGUGGUCGUUGGACUGGCACCUUCCUCUGAAUGCUGAAAAUCACGGAAAACAGCGAAUGAUCGUUCGGCGCAAUACAUGGCCUAACCACCUCAGCUUCCGGUGCUGGAUGUAUUCUCCAAUGGAAGUCCCUUUUGCACAACCGAAAAUCCGCAUUCUAAUAGCCUCAUUACGGUUUCGCCGAGCUAUGGAUUUGACACAACGGGCCCUGCAAAUUCGUGCACUGACCUCGUUUGUCACACUAAAGUCGGUACUGAUACAACUUCCAAAAUACGUAAAAUGCUCCAAAACUUCGAGUAUCUCUCCCUGGAUUCCCACCCAGUUUUUCAGUAGCACUUUACACUUUGCAGGGGUGAAGCGCAUGCUAAACCAUGAGUCAGAAUUAUUUAGAUUACCUAAUAUUGCUUGCAUUACCAUGAGGUCCGAUCCCAGAAGAGCUAUGUCGUCUGCGUACUCGAUAUCUGUGAGCGGACGCCCCGGGAGCACUUCGACUCCACAGGCAUUAGAGGCUGAUGAUGAGUCUUCCAUGAUCGAAUCGAUGACGAAGCUGAAGAGGAAAGGUGAAAGAGGACACCACUUGAUGUGCACGCUCCAUGGCGUGAUCGGAAUCAAAUGGCUUAAUACACUGUUUGUUCCAAAGAGACAAUGUGAAAUGAGAAUUCUCAAUGUUGCCGAGAAAAAUGACGCAGCAAAAAAUAUUGCCGAAAUCCUCAGUGGAGGACGAAUUAACAGACGCGAAGGUCUUUCGAAAUUUAAUAAAAUAUACGAGUUUGCCUACAAUUUCGGUGGUGCUCAUGCAACCAUGGUCAUGACCUCAGUGUCUGGUCAUCUGCUGAACUAUGAAUUCUCUCCUGCCUUCAAAUCGUGGCAUGCAUCUGACCCCUUGGUGCUGUUCGACGCCCCCGUCAGUAAAGGUGUGAUAAAAGACGGUGAACCCAUCAAGGAGACUCUUCAGCGAGAAGUUCGCCGUUGUAACAGACUUAUUAUAUGGACAGACUGUGAUCGUGAAGGGGAGAAUAUUGGUGUGGAAAUAGUUAACGUAUGCCGCGAGGUUACUUCUUCUCCUUCGCUCGUUGUUGAAAGUUCGAACUCACCAUCUAUUUUUCUUACAGUCAAACCCAAUAUAGAAGUUUUUCGCGCCAAAUUCUCGGAAAUCACUCCUGUGGCGAUCACUCGUGCAGUCAAUCAGCUUUCCGUUCCCGAUUAUCGAGUCAGUGCCGCAGUAGAUGGCAGACAGGAAUUGGAUCUCCGAAUUGGUGCUGCCUUCACACGUUUUCAGACUCUUCGUUUGAGGCGUGUGUUUCCCCGUGCUCUGAGCAACCAACUAAUCUCUUAUGGCUCCUGUCAGUUUCCCACCUUAGGAUUUGUGGUUGAGCGAUUUCGUGAGGUGGACCGGUUCAUUCCAGAGCCAUUUUGGCGAAUAGUGGUCCCUUUCUCCAUAUAUCUGACAUUCAUCACAUGUUCGUCUUCUUACACGCCGCCUUUUAUUCCAUGCUUAUGGAUGUUACUGUUUUUGUUUGGUUAUGCCAUUGCCGAAUAUUGUAGUCGGUGCUUUAGUCAUUUGACUGUUGUGAUGAGUGAUGUCUCCACUGACAGCUGUUUUUCUCUCUUCGAAGUUACCGCCGAACACAAUGGCAAGGCUGUGGACUUUCAGUGGAAGAGGGGUCGCCUCUUCGAUCAUGAUGCUUGCAAAGCCUACUAUGAACACCUUUUGGAGAAUCGUUACGGUCAGGUGAUCGAGGUUGUGAAACGUCCGAAAUCCAAGUUCAGGCCUGUCGCUCUUGAUACCGUGGAACUCGAAAAGUUAGCAACUCGAAAGCUACGCAUUGGUGCGAAAGCAGCCAUGCAAUUGGCUGAGCGCCUGUACACUCGGGGAUUCAUUUCUUAUCCGCGCACAGAAACGAACAUUUUCCCACCCAACCUCGACUUGGCCACAUUGGUUCGACUUCAAACGCAAGACAACAGAUGGUCUGACUUCGCCAGUCGUAUUUUACAAACAGGAGUUAAUCCGCGUAAUGGAAAGUCAACUGAUAAAGCUCAUCCACCCAUUCAUCCGCUCAAGGCUGGAGCUGGUUUGCAGGGAGAUGAGGCGCGUCUGUUUGAAUUAAUAACGCGCCACUUUCUCGCCUGCGUUUCUGCGGAUGCCCAGGGUGCAGAGACGCUAGUUCGAUUGUGUGUUGGAAAACCGUCUGUACCAGAUGCCUCCAGUCGAUCUACCCUGUUGUCUUCAGAAGAUGGGGAAAUUUUCGACGCGAAAGGCUUAGUUAUUCUACAGAGCAACUACCUAGAGGUGUACAUUUACGACCGUUGGGUGGAGCGUGAUAUGCCCGAUUUUCAACUGGGCGCUUGGCUGUUGCCAACCAAUAUUGAGAUUAUUUCCGGUCAAACCAGUCCGCCGCCAUUGCUAACCGAGGCCGAUCUAAUUGCUCUUAUGGAUCGUCAUGGUAUCGGAACAGAUGCCACUCACGCCGAGCACAUUGAAACCAUAAAGCAACGCUUAUACGUGGGCCUCGAGCAAGGAAAAUUUCUGGUUCCCGGACAGUUAGGAAUGGGCUUGGUAGAAGGGUAUGACUCCAUGGGGUUUGAAAUGUCUAAACCACACUUGCGUGCUGAGCUUGAGGCAGACCUCCGACUCAUUUGUGACGGUCGAAAGACAAAAGACGAGGUGUUGCGUCGCCACUUGGAAAAGUACAAGCGCCUGUUUCAGCAAGCAGUGGCUCAAGCUUUCCGUCUGGAUCAGGCUUUAGCGGCUCGUUUGGAGCAGCCAGCAGAGAAUGUCUCAGACAUGACGGGAAGCAUAGGUGAAAUAUCUGCCAUCAGUGGUCGACAUCCAUCCAAUACUCUAACGUCUCAUGUUACCACCUGUCCAUCGUGUUCCCGGGCUGUCGUUCUGAAGCAGAAGCGUAGCCCACAGCACCCGUUGUCUGAAGUACCCAGUAACGAUUCCAACUUCUCUAGCCGACCGGACAGUGACCGUGCCAACUCUUGGUUUCUUUCUUGUACUGGUUAUCCACUUUGUCGUUAUGCUGUAUGGUUCCCGGACUCCGUAGUACAUGUGAGAGUAAUCCAUGGGGUCAGCGGACCCGAAAUGUGUCCGCAAUGUCGUUCAGCGCUCAACCCAGUUGAUGGUUCUGCUCGAGGCCCCUUCAAGUUGGGAAUUCGACUAAGUCCCAACUCACGACUUCCGAACGGAUACCACCAGGAUGACCCUAACAAGGAGUACGUGAUGUGUAUCUUCUGCGAUACUGAUGUACAAAUUGCACUCGGGAUUCGUAUCCCCCAGGUACAGACAAUGCGCCCGCAGUCACCACCUGUCAAUCCGCCUGAUUCUCAUGAGUCAAGUUCAGUCAUCGGGCCAGUUCCUUUCUCUGUCACGCACAAUCCUAGUGGAAUUCCACGUUCUUCCAUCCCUGUAUCAAUGUUACCCAUUCAAGCGAUGACACCGGCACAUCAGACUUUUAGGUUUCCGUGCUCAAGUGACUUCACUUCUCGUGGCUCAACAAGGCCUACACAGAAUACCCCUCCAAUUGAUGAAGACGCGGUUGUAUGCAACUGUGGUUAUCAGUCCGUUCUACUGACUGUAAAAAAACCCGGCCCAAAUCAAGGUCGCUUAUUUUACCGUUGCGGUGGUGGAGAAGCUGGCACCUGUGACUUUUUUCUAUGGAAAAAUCCACCUACCACAGAUAUUAGUGGACCACUAGCUACGAGCACUCAGCAUCCCGUGUCCGAUUUCCCAGGACCGGAGGGAAACUUGGUGAGUUCACGAACUCCCACGUCGGCAGCCCCCAACGGAGCGCCUUGGUCCACUUCCGGACUAGGUCCAUCAGAUCCUGGUUCCACUGUUCUAUGUCGUUGUGGUGAACCAGCAAAGCUACUUCGAGUGACGAAGGCUACGGCGAACCAAGGUCGUGAAUUUUACGCAUGUCCAAACGGCCGGUCUGGUGGGGGACCCAGUACGGGCUGCAAUUUCUUUCAAUGGGCUGAUGCUGGAGGCAGUCGGACUCAAUCCGCUGGACAUCCCCUUUCCCUAUCCAAUUCCCCCUGGUCGUCAACCACUACAGUGCGUCGACAAACAGAAUUAUCUGCUUCAGACAGUGCAGUCUCCCUUGGUCAUGUCCCAUUAUGGCCACCCCCACCAUCUGCUGGUCUGCGCGCAAGAAGUACGAGGCGAGGAGCUGGCACAACUGGACGCACAGGAUCUAUUACGAGUCGAAAAUGUGGGUUAUGUGGCGAACCAGGACAUACCCGUACCCGUUGUCCACGAGCCAAUUCUGUUGACUAGGUGUUUACACUGCCCAGUAUAUUUCCCGUGUAAAAGUUCACUGCGUUUCGUACUCCCUUGUUCAUUUUUCAACUUGUACAGUUUUUUUGAGAUUUAUACAAUCAUUUUUAAUGCCCUUUGAAGAGAC